AUGAAUAAUGUUUCAGCUGUGAAGCACACAACGUUUUUCUUGUCUAUAGGAAUAAAGGACCAAGUGCGCCUCCCUGAACUCCCUGUAGCAGACGUGGCUGAGUAUUUCACUGAAGGGGAAAGUGAUCUCCAGGACGCAGGUCAAAGAGCUCUAUCCAAGGAAGUCAAGCUGGAGGAGUCUGGGACUGUGGCCUAUCUGGGGAAAAGGUCAGCUGGUGGGAAGGACCUUCUUGGUCCCAGUGCCUCCCAAGAGAUGAGUCCGGGUGUGCGGAUAGAGCAACAGUGCAUGGAAUGUGGGAAGAGCUUCAGUCGUAGUGGAACUCUUACUGUACAUCACCGAACACACACUGGAGUGAAACCAUAUAAAUGCAUGGAGUGUGGGAAGAGCUUCAGUCGUAGUGGAACACUUACUGUACAUCAACAAACACACACAGGAGAGAAACCACGUAAGUGCAUGGAGUGUGGAAAGAGCUUCAGUUGUAGUGGAACACUUACUGUACAUCAACGAACACACACAGGAGAGAAACCAUAUAAAUGCAUGGAGUGCAGAAAGAGCUUCAGUUGUAGUGGAACACUUCAUAGACAUCAUAAAACACACACAGGAGAGAAACCAUGGAAGUGCAUGGAGUGCGGAAAGAGCUUCAGUGAUAGUGGAACUCUUACUGUACAUCAACGAACACACACAGGAGUGAAACCAUAUAAGUGCAUUGAGUGUGGAAAGAACUUCAGUGAUAGUGGAACUCUUACUGUACAUCAACGAACACACACAGGAGUGAAACCAUAUAAAUGCAUGGAGUGUGGAAAGAGCUUCAGUCGUAGUGGAACACUUACUGUACAUCAACGAACACACACUGGAGUGAAACCAUAUAAAUGCAUGGAGUGUGGAAAGAGCUUCAGUUGUAGUGGAACACUUCAUAAACAUCAUAAAACACACACAGGGGAGAAACCAUAUAAAUGCAUGGAGUGUGGAAAGAGCUUCAGUCAAAGUGCAGCACUAACUGUACAUCAACGAACACACACACGAGAGAAACCAUAUAAGUGCAUGGAGUGUGGAAAGAGCUUCAGGGAUAGGGGAACUCUUACUGUACAUCAACGAACACACACAGGAGUGAAACCUUAUAAAUGCAUGGAGUGUGGAAAGAGCUUCAGUUGUAGUGGAAAACUUAAUCAACAUCAUAAAACACACACAGGGGAGAAACCAUAUAAAUGCAUGGAGUGCGGAAAGAGCUUCAGUCGUAGUGGAACACUUACUGUACAUCAACGAACACACACAGGAGAGAAACCAUGUAAGUGCAUGGAGUGUGGAAAGAGCUUCACUAGGAGAUCACAUCUUGCUGAACAUCAACAAACUCACACAGGGAAGAAACCAUACAAAUGCAUGGAGUGUGGAAAUAGCUUCAGUUGUAGUAGAACACUUACUGUACAUCAACGAACACACACAGGAAUUAAACCAUAUAAGUGCAUGGAGUGUGGAAAGAGCUUCAGUGAUAGUGGAACUCUUACUGCACAUCACCAAACACACACAGGGGUAAAGCCAUAUAAUUGUAAGGAGUGUGGAAAGAGCUUCAGUCAUAGUGGAACUCUUACUGUACAUCACCGAACACACACAGGGGUAAAACCAUAUAAAUGUAUGGAGUGUGGAAAGAGCUUCAGUCAUAGUGGAACUCUUACUGUACAUCACCGAACACACACAGGCGUAAAACCAUAUAAGUGUAAGGAGUGUGGAAAGAGCUUCAGUCAUAGUGGAACUCUUACUGUACAUCACCGAACACACAUAGAGGUAAAACCAUAUAAGUGCAUGGAGUGUGGAAAGAGCUUCAGUAAAAGUGGAGCACUUACUGUACAUCAACGAACACACAGAGGCAACAAACCAUAUAAAUGCCUAUAUUGUGGCAAGUGGCUGAGUAUUUCACUGAAGGGGAAAGUGAUCUCCAGGACGCAGGUCAAAGAGCUCUAUCCAAAGAAGUCAAGCUGGAGGAGUCUGGGACUGUGGCCUAUCUGGCUGGAGUCCUUUGAGGAGGGGAAGAUGGAUCUCCAGGAUCCAGGCCAAAGAGCUCUGACCCAGGAAGUCAUGCUGGAGGAAUCUGGAGCUGCGGCAUCUCUGGGUGAUGGGCAGCACAGUGAGACAUAUCAAGAGCAAUCUGUGCUGUCUUUGAAUACUACCCAGCAUGAAGCAGGAAAAGGAAUAUUUCAGGGAAAACGGGGGCCAAAAUAUCACAGGCAAAACCUGACAAUGAAGAAGGAAUCUGUUUUUCAGGAUACUGACAUUAUUGAACUGCAGAUGUCACAAGAAGAUCAGAAAGAAAAAGAAAGUUACAUUUGUGCUGCAUGGUUGAAACCAUAUAAUUACAUGGCAUGUAGGAAGAGCUUCAGUAAAAGUGGAGCACUUGGUGUUCAUCAAGAAACACACCCAGAGAAGAAACCGUAUAAAUGCAUGGAGUGUGGAAAGUGUUUCAUUUUAGAAUUGAUCACUUACUCAACAUCAACGAAUGCACACUGCAAGGAAGCCGUGGCUGUGGCUGCUAAUCCGGUCAAGGCUCUCUGUGAUGAAGUGACUUGUCCCAUCUGCCUAGAGUAUUACAUGGAUCCCGUGAUCAUUCUGGACUGUGGGCACAAUUUCUGCCAAGCCUAUCUGAGUCAGUACUGGGAGGAGUCACACACAGAGGCCUCCUGCGCCUGCCCUCAGUGUAGAAAACCCUUCCAGUAG
Messenger RNA from Elgaria multicarinata webbii, 2706 nucleotides. Its product is annotated as zinc finger protein 420-like. Gene Ontology annotation, cellular component: nucleoplasm. Gene Ontology annotation, molecular function: DNA-binding transcription repressor activity, RNA polymerase II-specific; RNA polymerase II cis-regulatory region sequence-specific DNA binding. The transcript is spliced from 9 exons. Gene Ontology annotation, biological process: regulation of transcription by RNA polymerase II. Bases 1 to 2706 code for a protein of 901 amino acids. Lineage: Eukaryota; Metazoa; Chordata; Lepidosauria; Squamata; Anguidae. The record is from RefSeq and is a predicted model, not a curated record.